AAAAUGGAUAUGAACUAAUUUGGUAUGAGAAGGGGAGAGUUGGGGUGUGCGGUGGGUGUUAUGUGACGGUGGGGUUGGUCGGUUUGUGUGGAGUGGCUGAUGGGUUGGUGCAGGGCGGUGUUGUUGGAAAUGCUUGGGAGUUUGCUAAAAAAUUGCUGAAGUACUCGAGCUCGAACUCGAGCCAUAAAAAAUAAAAUCGAGCUCGAGCCAACCAAAAAUGGGCGAACUCGACUGGAUUACACCCCCUACAUUGAAUAUUUUCCAAGAAUAUUGAAGUUGUACUUCUGGUAGCGAAUAUCAAAAGUCCAAACUUUAAAAGGACGCGUGUGCAAAUUCUUCAAAUUCUUAUAGAACUUUAAGGCACUGUUAGGACUAUUGUUUUUUCUCACGGGACAGAGUUUGACUGUAAACCUCUUCUCCUCGCUGUCUAGAGAACAGCAAAUGGCAAUGGCAAGGCGCUACAGUAAUAGACUCGUCUCCUCAAUCAUCCAGUUCACCCGAUUCUACUCUUCUGGUCCCUUUGACCCACCGCCCUUUUUGCCCCCUCGUAGAGUUGUUGUCACAGGUUUAGGAAUGGUUACUCCUUUGGGGUGCGGGGUGGAGGUCACCUGGAAGCGUUUAAUAGAAGGGGAGUGUGGCAUUAGGGCAGUAACUAUUGAAGAUCUGAAGAUGAAUGGAUUUGAUAGAGAGACACAGCUACAUACCUUUGAUCAAUUGACAUCCAAAGUUGCUGGAAUUGUACCCUGUGGGGCCAAUCCUGGUGAAUUUAAUGAGGAGUUGUGGCUUAACUCUAAGGAUCAUAAGUCAACUGCCAGGUUUAUAAGCUACGCACUAUGUGCAGCUGAUGAGGCGCUAAGAGAUGCGAAUUAUAUGCCCACUACACAGGAUGAGAAGGAAAGAACGGGAGUUUCCAUAGGUGCAGGAACUGGUAGCAUCAGCGACAUAUUGGAUGCUUCAAAAAUGAUCUGUGAGAAGAAACUACGCCGACUCAGCCCAUUUUUCAUCCCAAGGAUACUGAUAAACAUGGCUUCUGGCCACGUGAGCAUGAAGUAUGGAUUUCAGGGACCAAACCAUGCUGCAGUGACAGCUUGUGCUACUGGUGCACAUUCUAUUGGAGAUGCCGCCAGAAUGAUUCAAUUUGGAGAUGUUGAUGUUAUGGUUGCCGGGGGAACUGAAGCAAGCAUCGAUGCUUUGUCUAUAGCAGGAUUCUGUAGGUCAAGGGCAUUGACCACCAAGUACAAUGCUGUGCCUGAAGAAGCCUCAAGACCUUUUGAUUGUGCCCGUGAUGGGUUUGUUAUAGGUGAAGGUUCUGGCAUCCUUGUUUUGGAGGAACUGGAGCAUGCAAAGAAGCGAGGAGCUAAAGUCUAUGCUGAGGUCCGUGGUUAUGGGAUGUCAGGUGACGCGUAUCACAUUACUCAACCACAUGCUGAUGGAAGAGGGGCUGUUUUGGCCAUGACACGUGCCCUGAAGCAGUCUGGCCUGAACCCUAACCAAGUGGAUUACGUUAAUGCACAUGCUACAUCUACUCCUUUGGGUGAUGCUGUGGAAGCCAAGGCAAUUCAGUCUUUAUUUUCCGAUCAUGCAGCAUCUGGGGCUUUAGCCUUUUCCUCCACAAAGGGUGCUAUUGGACAUCUGCUCGGGGCAGCUGGAGCAGUUGAAGCAUUAUUCUCUAUAUUAGCCAUACACCAUGGAAUCGCACCCUUAACACUCAACCUCAGCAAACCGGAUCCUGUUUUUAGUGGCAAUUUCAUGCCUUUGAGUGCUUCAAAGAAGAUGACCAUCAAAGCAGCCUUGUCAAACUCUUUCGGCUUCGGGGGAACAAAUUCAUCACUGCUUUUUGCUUCUAUAGAUUGAGAACAUGAAAUUUGGUGAACAGAGAUCCUAAAGAACAGGUGUUAUUUAUCAUGUGCAUUGAGAUUUUGGUUGACUAUUCUAUUUAUUCUUUUCUUAGGACUGCAUGCCCAAAUAGGCCUAGUUGUCUUAUGAAACUAAAAACUUUAUUUUCCUCGUUCUGUAUUUUCUGAAAUCACUGAGAGAGAAUGUAUGUUUAUGUGACUUUGUGAGUUACUUUUGAUGAAUC
Sesamum indicum (sesame) is the source of this 2080-nucleotide messenger RNA. RefSeq names its product Beta-ketoacyl synthase. NCBI's taxonomy places the organism in Eukaryota, Viridiplantae, Streptophyta, Magnoliopsida, Lamiales, Pedaliaceae. Gene Ontology annotation, biological process: fatty acid biosynthetic process. Gene Ontology annotation, cellular component: mitochondrion. The record is from RefSeq and is a predicted model, not a curated record. Gene Ontology annotation, molecular function: 3-oxoacyl-[acyl-carrier-protein] synthase activity.